Ilex paraguariensis (yerba mate) is the source of this 1039-nucleotide messenger RNA. The record is from the annotation of a GenBank genome assembly. Lineage: Eukaryota; Viridiplantae; Streptophyta; Magnoliopsida; Aquifoliales; Aquifoliaceae.
GUGUGUGUGUGUGAAAUGGAGACAUCGAAGGAUAAGAUGGAGCUAGUACAGACAGUCAUAAAGCAACUAAUGGAGGACGAGAAAAAAGGGAACAAAAAUGGGUCCUCAUCAUCCGAUGAGAGCACCUUGGUCGCUGUCGAUGACGAUGAAGGUCACCACCAUCUCCUCUCCAAAUUGCUCUCUCAGUUGGAAACAUUGAGAGAUGACGAACUUAAGCAGCAUGAACCAUCAACUAAACCAGAGGAGAUACCUUUCCUUUCUAUUUGUGAACAGGAGCCCAAGAGUGAGACUGCCACUGAGGUGGAUGGUGGUGAUUCUAAGAUCGAAAGGGAAGAUAUAGUCAAGGAGCUUAGGAAGAUUAAGAGACAAAAUUUCAUAACUCAAUGCCUUCUUUCGGCCAUGAUUGUCCUCACUGUUGCAUGGCAACUAUCUGAGGUCUCUCUCAUUUUGAAAGUGAAAAAUGGAUUGAGCAACCCAUUGAGGUCAUUCAGAAGCAUGCUUGCAGGGAUGCUAAAAGGCCCAAAUGUGAAUGGCCAGACAGGGGACACACUGUCCACUGUGAAGCCAAAGCUUGUUGAAGGCUCAACACUACCCGCUCUCAGAAUUCCAGAACUGCCCCAUCUGGAAUUGCCUGUUUCGGAUUUCAAAGAUAAUGAUGAGUGAGCUAAUCGCAUCUUAUUGUGUUUGAAAUGAAAGCAGUGUGGGAAGGUAAAGAAAUGGGCAAAAGCUGUGUGAUUGUGUCUCCUCUAUUGAUCAUUUCCUCUGCGUUUUACCAUGUUGUACAGAAGAACGGAAUAGAUAUCUACUGUGCUGUACAAAGCUUUGUGGAAGAGUUCACAGAAUAUUGGAUGAAGAGGUGUUUUCUUUUCUUUCAAGAGCCCAUUGCCAGUUGUUUCGUUAUUCUAAUACGAGCGCCAGGUGACCCAUAACAUUUUUCACAGUUUUUGUCACAAAAUUUGAACUCAAUUGUGGUUGGAUGGCAUUCAACCUGAAUGCUCAUGAAUUCUGUCGACACAAGCUUGAAUAAGAUCUAAUCUUG